CGCGUCCGAUACUGGAGAUUAUUGCAGAGAGGGGCUCCCCUCCACGGAAACCCUGAGACUUCAGCUCACAACGCGUGAUUGCGGGGUUUUUAUACCGUAUGUAGCAAGCAAGUUCGGGGUUUUUUUUUUCUUCUUUUCAAAAUGUCACCGAGUCCAUUUCGAGGUUCACUAGAAAAGUGAAGAUGGCUGAAACAUGAUGUUUGAAGGCUCCGAAGCUUGCAAUGGAUAAGAAGGGUAGCAAUGCCAGCAAGAAGACUGAAGCACCUGACCAGCGACAGAGCAGUGCAGUGGAUGGGGUGUGUCACGGCUCCCCUCGUUACACGCCGGGCUUUAGAAGUUCCUUUGUGAAGCCUCAUCAUGCAGGAGAGGGCCUGGGGAGUGCACAGACCCUGCCUCCUGCUGCACAACAGGACAGAUGGGGCACGAGAAGCACACCCACCGUGAACCCCAUCGAAGUUGAAAGCUGUGGCCGAGGGACCGAGUCCUGGGGGGGGAAUUGGGUGUCUCCCGGGGAACCUUCUUUGGAUGACCUGUUGGACAUGGAGCUCAGGAAGAGUGAGGGAGGCAGUGAGGCCUGUUGGCAAGCUUCAUUCUCUCUGCCUAAUGGCUUUUCUGUUUGUGGUGCUGGAGAGGGCAGAGAAUCCCCGAGCUGCUACCCAGACCAUUCCCUUUCUGCUGGAGACUGCAAACCAGCGACUGCGGGAAACAACAAAGCAGCCAGUACCUUGGAGUCCCAAAACCACCAGCAACCCCAGAGUCCUUCUGUUAAUGAAUCUGUUAAUGGAGGUAGGACAAGCAAUCAGGAGGGCCCAGAUUUAGAGAAGGAGCAUGAAAAGAAAUCCAGCUUUUCAGAGUCCACUGCUUUCGGCUGCAAAUGUAAUGACUGUGUCGCAGGGGACUGUGAAGAACCCAGGCAUUCAGGCCUGCCAGUCUGGGAAAAGAGGGAGGAGCCUGAGGGAGAAUUAGGAGAAGAGCAGCAGGGUGACGAGGAGGAGGAGGAUGGUGAAGAGCAGGAAUCGCGUAUGAACGGAGGAGGAGGAGGAGGAGGAGGAAUGGAGGAGCGGGUUUCCAGCUACAGGAAAGGAGGCGGGAAGCGCCACAGAAACAGAGUUGGCAGCCAGAGAGAUUCUGAAGCCGGGCUAAAACAUUGCGGGGAGCAGCCCUCCACCAAGCCGGCCUCGGUGGGAAGACAGAAGCAGACCAGGCGCCGAAACAACAACCACCACCAUCAUCAGAGAUCCAAAUCCUCGGCCCCGAAGCCCUUCCUGGUGUGCAGGGAGCUCCUGGAGGAGUCGGUGAAGCCCUGGUGUCUGUCCUGCUUCUGGAUGGUGGUGGACCUCAUUGUGUUUGGGACACACCGCUGUGGGGAGUAUGUAGAAGCGGGCGGGGCGCUGGCUUACUCCUGCUGUGCAGAGCUGUUGGCCCAGAGCACUGACCUGAACUCUGUCAAGGGCAGGGCCAGGAGCUCAUUCCAGUGGUGUAAGUGGAGAGGGAGUCAGGCAGUGGAGAGGCUGCAGCGGGCUGGCCGCUGGCUGGCUGGCUGGGCGUGCCUUCUCCUCAGGAUGCUCCUGGCUCUGCUUUGUGUGGUCCUCAUGCUGUGUGUGGGCUGCCUCCGGCUCUUCUGGCGCUACGCUAGCGCUGGCUUUACCAGACUUUCUGAGAAAUGGUGGGGGCCGUCCAUUCAGCAGCACUGCACCUUCUACUGCUCCGCGGCUAGGGCUGGUCUUCAGCGUUGUCGGGACACCCUGAGAGAAACAAGGACUUGUGGUCUCCUGGUGGGGGCCUGGCAGAGACUGUGGCUGUGGGGUAAAUUCAGGACUGCUGGCUUGUGGGGCUCCAGUGCCCAGACUGUGCCUGAAUCUCCUUGCAGCGGCAGUGCCGCAGGGAAGUACCAGCCUGCCCUGGAGCUGGAGAGGCUGCUGGCGAUGGCAGGGCUGCCUGAAGAGGAGCUGGAUCCCUUCAAGGUGCUGGGAGUGGAGAUAACCGCUUCGGACAUAGAGCUCAAGAAGGCUUAUCGACAGCUUGCAGUGCUGGUCCACCCUGACAAGAACAAGCACCCCCGAGCGGAGGAGGCUUUCAAGGUGCUGAGAGCUGCCUGGGACAUUGUGAGCAACCCGGAGACCAGGAGACAGUAUGAGAUUAAGCGCAUGGCGGAGAGCGAGCUGACCAGGUCCAUGAACGAGUUCCUCACCAAACUGCAGGAUGACCUGAGAGAGGCCAUGAACACCAUGAUGUGCAGCAAGUGUGAGGGCAAGCACAGGAGGUUUGAACUGGAGCGAGAGGCCAGCGCUGCUCGCUACUGCGGGGAGUGUAACAGGAGGCACGGUGCUGAGGAAGGGGACUUCUGGGCAGAGUCGAGCAUGCUGGGACUGCGCAUCACCUACUUCGCACUAAUGGACGGGAAAGUCUUUGAUAUCACAGAGUGGGCAGGCUGCCAGCGCAUCGGGAUCACUCCGGACACUCACCGCGUUCCCUAUCACAUCUCCUUCGGAGCGAAGGACAGCGCCAGCUCGGGCAGACAGAGGACUCCUUCAGAAAGUGGCCCGAAUACAGCUGCUGAUCUGCAAGACUUUUUUAACCGAGUUUUCCAGGGCUCUCCCAACCACAUGCCAAACGGGGGCUUUUUCGGUCCUCCACCUGCAGGGGGCGCUGCAUAUCCCAGUGGCACAGCAACCCCCACUGCUGCCAGCUUCUCCUCUAGCACUGCACCCCCAGGGCAGCCCCGGACUGACAGCACCAGACAGAGACGGAAGAAGAAAUUGAGACGACCUUUCUAGCGCUGAGCAACGGCACGAACACAAACGCAGCGAGAGAGAGAUAAACAGCUUGAGAAUCCUUAACGCAGGGGCAGACUGCACUGACUUCACAACAGGGGAACCCCUAACACAGGAGCAGACUGCACUGACUUCACAACAGGGGAACCCCUAACACAGGAGCAGACUGCACUGACUUCACAACAGGGGAACCCCUAACACAGGAGCAGACUGCACUGACUUCACAACAGGGGAACCCCUAACACAGGAGCAGACUGCACUGACUUCACAACAGGGGAACCCCUAACACAGGAGCAGACUGCACUGACUUCACAACAGGGGAACCCCUAACACAGGAGCAGACUGCACUGACUUCACAACAGGGGAACCCCUAACACAGGAGCAGACUGCACUGACUUCACAACAGGGGAACCCCUAACACAGGAGCAGACUGCACUGACUUCACAACAGGGGAACCCCUAACACAGGAGCAGACUGCACUGACUUCACAACAGGGGAACCCCUAGCACAGGAGCAGACUGCACUGACUUCACAACAGGGGAACCCCUAACACAGGAGCAGACUGCACUGACUUCACAACAUGGGACAUGUAGCCCCGUACCAAGUGUGGAAACCACAGCGUUGUGAUUCAGACCCCCCCACCCCCACCCCCCUUUUCUUUUUAUAGAAAAUCAAGAUUGUCCAAAGGAACUGAACCACAGACAGCUCUGCACUCGUCAGAUUUGUGAGAAUCUUUGUAAAGAGGCUGGGCUGAGGAUGCUUCUAAAAAGAGUGCUCCCCACCCCGCUACCUAACUGGAGCACCUGAGAAAUGCACUGAGCUGCCAUGUCAAAGAACACUGGGGCUGGAACCACGUGUCAUUGAUUUCAAUAGAGUGUGUUGUACCGAGGGGAUUAGAAAUGUGGACACUGCAGUUCUAAAGCUCUAGAAUUUUGCCUAAAAGUUUCAACUAUAUUUAGACCAAAUAUAGCCUUAAUGUUUCCAUUGUUAUUCAGAUGCAAUCUAAUGUAGUGACAGAGGUGUUCUUUUGGGCUUUUCUGGUCAGUACAAACAUUACCAGUAUGUUUAAACGUGUUCCAGCUAUUGUAGAAAUCUUGAACAAAAUCAAUUCAACGAGAAGCAUUUUGACUAAGUCUAACUCAGUGAAAACAUGAACCUUUUAGAAAGUGAACAGGGAAACCAGAUCAAUCUAGAGCUCCAACAUAUGCAGAAAUAAAUACAGGCUUUUUUUUCUUGGGUUUAUUUCCUAAAGCAGUUUAUCAGCAUUAUAUAUCUGCUUCAUUUCAGAGACAAGGAAUGAAAGCAAACAUCAGCAUGCAUGCUAGGAUCCCAGGUUGUUCAACACAGAGAUCGGGUCUCUAAUACUGUCAGGAAGUCUGGGACUAGUACUAUUACAGGCGUGCAGGUGGAAGGUGAUGUAUGUGUUGUUCCAGCUCGAGGAAUGUGUGAAGUUACCAAAAAUCCCCAUUUAGAUCUGGGGUAUGAUCUAGACUAAGGCUGUCCACUCUGCCUCAUUGACACAGUGGCUCUUUGGAAAUGCCCACUGAAGAUGCUGAAUGGGUUUAAAAAGACAAGGACUGUUUUAGGAAAAAGCAAGGAGUCACAUGCAGCAUGGUGAUGUUGUAUUGAAACAUGCUUUCAUGUGAAUAUAGUCAUUGUGUGUGUUUGUUGUAUGGCUCUAGAAGGACUCCCUGGUAAGGGGGAAAUGUUUGCACAGCUCUCCUGUAUUGGCCUCAUUUUAUCAGUGAAUUGAGGCAAGAGGUCGAACAGUGAGCUGAAUUCACCCUGCUGACCCUGGAUUGUUCCCAGAAAGAUGAUUCGGAUUAUAUAUUUGGCUUUCUCUUUUAACACUCAUAAAUACACCACUAAGAAUGAACACAGCAGUCUUUCCUGAGGGUACACUACCACCUGGUGGUGUGUCCUUGUAAAUGCAACCCAAUACAGGGAUGGUUCAGCGUUGUUUUCGGUUCUACUAAAAUGUUGACGUUGCUGAGUAUCUGUCAUGUUUCCUUUGCAUAUCCUCCUGCACGUGCCCGGCAGUUUUUGCUUCAACUGUUAAUCCUCCUGUAUUUGAACAGAAAUGACACCUUCAUUGCAUUGCUGCUUCUUUUUCAGCCCUUCAGCAAUCUUGUAUUAAUAUCCCUCCCUUCUAAACUGUAUUUCAGCUAAUUCUGAGAUGGCUUUGUUGGUACCAGACAAUAAGGUUUAAGUUAAAUCAAAAAAAAAAAGUUUGACAAUCAUUAAAGGGGUUAUUAGAAGCCACGCUCUCUUAUUAUUUUUUAUUCUUAAUCUUCACUCUACACCCUAAAAACGAUGACCUUUGAUGCAGGGAUUUUAACUACAACUUUCUUAUCGAAAUCACAGGUGUCUCUUGCUCUGUUAUUUUAGUAUGUAAAAUCAGAAUCAAAAUCACCUGCCCUGAUUGUUAACGAAAUAGUCAAACUAUUCAUUAGCACUUCAGAGGGCCUGAGUAACAGUAACCUGGCAUCAAGAAGUGUUGAUACAGCCACUAGUCCUACUUUGCUGUAGCGCUCCAGUAUAAUACUGUGCAAUACAAUACUGUCCGUCAAUAAACCCGUCUCUUC
Molecule: messenger RNA, 5359 nt
Organism: Polyodon spathula (Mississippi paddlefish)
Lineage: Eukaryota; Metazoa; Chordata; Actinopteri; Acipenseriformes; Polyodontidae
Gene: dnajc14
Product: DnaJ (Hsp40) homolog, subfamily C, member 14
Exons: 7
Coding region: 222-2777 (851 amino acids)
Molecular function (GO): dopamine receptor binding
Source: RefSeq, a predicted model, not a curated record